AUGGAAUAUGAAGAGGAUGAUGACAUUUCCUUUGCAAAAUGGAUGAGCAGUUUCUGGGGUCACAGCUUGAUUGAUGAGAAUGAGAAAGAGGGUAGAGGCUACAGGAAACGCCAGACGCGAGCCUUUAGUGAAAGGAGAGCCUCCCUUCCAGCCAAGCUUUCGUCCAUCCAUAUGACAAGACUUCAUGCAUCUACCAAAACCCCAUCUUCAGGCCACGUGAGGGGCUGCAAGGAAUUUCAAGAGGGCCAAGACGUUAAAUGCCAUUGUCACAUGAAGGCAUGCAAAAUAUCCUCGCCAGAUGGCUCGGGAUCAACAAGUAGAUCAAACUCGAUCCAGGAAUUUUCAGAAUCCUUUGAGAAGCAACUGCAUUUCAAAAUCAAGCGCUCAGUUUCUUUGGAUGAAGAUUCGGAUCCAUGUGUUAUUUGUCAUGAUGAUCUUGAGACUGGCAGUAUAAUAGAACUUCACUGCAUGCACAGCUUUCACAAAGAGUGUAUCGAAAAGUGGCUGCUAAAAAAACCAACCUGCCCAACUUGUCGCAUCCAUGUGCUCAUGUCAAAAUCUAUUUUAGACCUUCAUCAACCGGGAUGAAAAUAGAGCUCAGAAGGACUCCAUAGAGGACUCAUUACAAAGCUCCAUUUCACUUAGAGAAGAGAAAACCAAAAAGAAUUGUCAUUCCUUAGAUCACAGGGUACAAGGUAGUUAUAACAAGUAUAGCUUUUUUUAAUGUUAGAAAUCAACUUUAAAGAUCAAAGAUGACUUAAAUGAAAAUCAACUAACACAUUCUGCCUGUGCAUGCCACUGCAACAUGCCAAUG
Messenger RNA from Chelonoidis abingdonii (Abingdon island giant tortoise), 814 nucleotides. The record is from RefSeq and is a predicted model, not a curated record. Lineage: Eukaryota; Metazoa; Chordata; Testudines; Testudinidae.